AUGGCUAAUUUAGCAGGUCCAGGAAGCAUUAAAAUGAAUAAUGAAGUGGAAUCAAAAAAAAUACAUAAUGCUUUAUCUGCAAUCGCUAAAGAAAUGCAAUCAUAUCAAAAUUCUGAAAGAAACGAUUCAAGCGAAGAUUACACGAUGCACGAAAAUAUAUUUCACAACCUAUUGAAAUACAAAACAACUUUGAAAUCAAAGAAUAAGACCAUAAAAAGUCUUAAAAAUAAAUUUAACACCACUAAUACUAAUACAGCCAUGAUUAUGAGAGAAGAAAACAGUGCUUUAAGCACAAGAAACCUAUAUACCACUAAAAGUGAAUGCGCUGAUGUUCGUCAAAAACAAAUUGAUACCAAUGACACUAUAGAUUUAUUGUUGAAGGAAAAUAAAAAUAUGAGUAAUGAAUUAGAAAACUUAGCGAAUUUCAUUGAGCUCUGUUAUAAAGAAUUGCAAACUAUUAGAAACGAAAAUUUCAAUGAUCCCUCGGUUAUUCAACAACUAAAGAAAAUCAUAAUAUGCUGUGGCCAAUAUUAUGCAGAUUCUCAGAACGAACGGAAAAAAAACAAACAACUCGAGCAAAAACAUUGUUUUUUGAAAAACAAACUCAGUAUAUUAGAUAAAAAUUUAGAAGCUGUUAGCGAAGAAGUUAAAUGUCUUCGACUUCACAAUAUGAGGUUGCAAAAUGAAAAUAGUAUCCUCAAAGACAAGAUGAAUAAAAUUAAUAACGUUAAUACUGAACGUCGAAGCAAGUCUGAGCAUCGAAUUCGCGAUAAAAGUGAGAAUAUUAAAAAUUCAACAAACAGUAUUUAUUUAUCACCCUGCUGCUUUGAUUUGAAGCCUCAUUUGAAGAUCGUGAGGAAGUUGCUGAACGAUCAAAAUGAAUUAAUUAAAGAUUUUAAAGCUAUGUCCGAUAUGUUCGUCGCUUAA
This is a messenger RNA of Bombyx mandarina (wild silkworm), 927 nucleotides long. RefSeq lists its product as uncharacterized. NCBI's taxonomy places the organism in Eukaryota, Metazoa, Arthropoda, Insecta, Lepidoptera, Bombycidae. The record is from RefSeq and is a predicted model, not a curated record.